AUGAGCGCCGAAUUGGUCUGGGCUUUGGUUAAGAACAACUCAUCCUUCCUCGUCAAGCGUCCUAACGGCGUCGAGUUCACUGCUGAACGCGGCAACUUGACCAACUUGAACACCUUCAAGUACUCUGGUCUUGCUAACAACAAGGCUGUUGACAUUGCUGCUGCUCCCCGUGGUGUCCGUGUCACCCUUAAGAAGGCUAAGCAAGCUAACAAGCCCGCCAAGUCUACUCACUCCUACGUCAUUGCUAAGUCUCGCCGUGCUUCUGCCAAGUCUGUCGCCAACUUGGUUGCUCGCUCUGGCUACCGUGCUGAUUUGCGCAAGGCUGCUCUUGCUCGCACCUCCGCUGUCAUCUCUUCCCAAGCUCCCAAGAAGGCUCCUGCUGCUGGUCCCGCCAAGGGUAUCCGUGCUGAGAAGAAGGCUGCCAAGAUCUCUGCUUAA
Lichtheimia ornata is the source of this 438-nucleotide messenger RNA. RefSeq lists its product as uncharacterized. The record is from RefSeq and is a predicted model, not a curated record. Gene Ontology annotation, biological process: translation. Lineage: Eukaryota; Fungi; Mucoromycota; Mucoromycetes; Mucorales; Lichtheimiaceae. Gene Ontology annotation, cellular component: cytosolic large ribosomal subunit; ribosome. Gene Ontology annotation, molecular function: structural constituent of ribosome. The transcript is spliced from 3 exons. Bases 1 to 438 code for a protein of 145 amino acids.